AUGUCGCAAAGUCCAAAGACGGAUGGGUCGCUGGCGGAACGCCACACUGACCCGAUGGGCAUGGAGGCGGUCGAGGAGGAGCUCGAUCUGAUGAAGCUGGAGCAGCUGGACGACGAGGCGAAAUUGAAGGUGCUCAGUCAAAGCCGCGCUGAAGUCGAGCGACUGCGCAACCUCACCCCAGAGAUGAUCCGGGAGAUGGACUCACAUAUCGAGUAUGCGGUCGAUGCCUUCUUUGCGAACCGAAUCGCCGACUGUGAGGCGGCGCUACGGAAUCGCAUGAACACUGACCCUCUGGCCGUGUGCGGAGCUGGACUGAUUGCAUUUGUGCGCUGCGGCCUCUCGAUGGAGCAGGCGCAGGCAGACAUAGCACUCGAGCUACUCACCAGAUCAAGCGCGCUCGCCACACAGGUGAUGUCCAGCGAGAAGAGCAUGAUAUCCCGAGGCUUCUCUAAGGUGUUCCAGCGCAAUAAGGAGACGAAGGGGAACUGGCUCAGCGCCGCGGAGUUCCGCGCGAAGACAAUGCACGCGGAAAGCCAGGCCCUGCGCUGCUUCGUCUUCGUGCUCCAGCAGUCCGUCUCAGCGCUCGUGAAGGCUGGACUGGCGCUGAACCGCGCGAACAGCAGCUACAAGUCCCUCUACAUGGAGCUGGACCACCGCUACAAGGCGAAGUAUGGAAAUAAAGAGAGCGUCAAGACGUCCCAGCAGACGCCCGUGGCUGCCGAGGAGGGUGACAGCGACGUCAAUUCACCGGUGCCGUCUCCGACCGGGUUAACGAUAAGGGACGACUCCCUCGAACAAAGCGCCGCGCUAGAGACGCUCGGCCUGGACCGCAACUCGGUGCAUUGCGUCGAGUUCGGCCUCGGUGCAAUGAAGCUCGCACUUUCCAUCCUGCCAGACAACGUCCGAGCUCUACUCCGCUUCAUCGGCGUCGAAGGCGACCGGCAGGAAGGACUAAAGCUUGUCCGCCAGUGUUUCAAGAGCGACACGCUGCUGUCGCCCUUUGCCAGUGCCCUGCUGCUUGCACUCUACGGCAUGCUGCCAGCGACCUCGGCGUUUCUGGUUGAUUCCUACCUGCCCGUUGCACACGAAGUGCGCAGAGAGGCGCUGCAGAAGGAGAAAAUGCGCGAGUCGAUUUUGCACCUCUGGCUCGACGGUCGUAUCGAGCGGCUGACACGCUCCGUAGAGAUGAGUAUUUCCAAGCUGAAUAACUGCCUUGCUAUUGCGAGCAACCCACAGCUGCUGGCUGCCAUGCCGCAGCUCCGCGACUUCGUCCUGUACGAUCAGUGGUUCAACUACGCCAUUGUGCACCAGUGGAAGCGUGCGAGCCGGUGCCUCGAGAUCCUCUCGAAGACGUCCAAGUGGGCGAAUGCCGUGUACCAGUACGCGCAGGCAUGCUGUCUUGAGAUGCUCGAGAUGGAAUGGGCAGAGGGAAUCGAGAACCCCGACGGUGCGCUGGACUUCCCGCUGGAGGAUCUAAACCGCAUUGUUGGCUCGAGCGAGGCGAAGGUGAGCCUGACCUUCUCCGACGUUUCCACACGAGAAGCCAUCGCUGAGACCAUCAGCCACCUCUACUGGGGGGCAGCGCAGCGCAAGCCUGUCACGCUUGGCGGGAAGCCGAACCACAACGACCAGUUCGUGCUGAAGCGAAUGGAGGAGAUCCUGGUGAGCCACGGCAUUAUCCCAUCCGCCGUGGUGGCAAAGAAGAAGCUAGGCGAGCCGCUGGAGCCCGUUCCGGAAGGUCUUGUCAUUCGCAAUAUUGUGCCGCUUCCAGCGUAUGAAAUGUGUCUAAUUGCCGGCAUCGCCCAUCAGUACCCUGCGGAGCGCAAAGACAAGAUGGUGGCCUUGAUCGACGCAUACCUUUUGCGGGAGCCAAUGCAGCGCAACACCCCACUGUCCGACUAUGUAGGCUCCAUGCGGAGCCGCAGCAAGCGAGAAGCGGCGUCGCAUUCACUGCCUUCCUCCCCGAACACAACAUCGGAGGGGUCGCCUGUGUCGAGGGAGGUCGCCUCGCCUGCUGCAUUUCCGAACUCGCGUGAACGCAGAGCCUCCCUCCCUGAGAACUACCGGCUGCUAUGCCUGUGCGUCUACAAGUCCAUGCUGCUGGCGAACAGCGAGUCGAAGAAGAACCGGCAAGCCGCCUUAGAGGUGAUCAAAGCAAUUCAAGACACACCGCAGUACAAGGAUCGUCAGUGGAGUCUCUCCUACGCACAGGCUUUUGCACUGUACGACAAAGCCUACAUCGCGUACCGCGACAAGAGUCCUGAGGCGGCCGAGUCCAUCAUGAACCAGCUGCACAAGCAGUACGAUGCCGCCCACUACUACAUGCACGCCAAAAUGGACCUCAAGGCCCACCUCGCCUCAUAUCACCUGAAGGAAGAGAGACAGGCAAGAGCGGCGAAGCUCACGAAGUAG
Messenger RNA from Leishmania mexicana MHOM/GT/2001/U1103, 2412 nucleotides. RefSeq lists its product as hypothetical. Lineage: Eukaryota; Euglenozoa; Kinetoplastea; Trypanosomatida; Trypanosomatidae. The coding region runs from base 1 to 2412 and encodes 803 amino acids. The record is from RefSeq and is a predicted model, not a curated record. The transcript has a single exon.